CUGUUGUUGUGAGUUGUUGUCAUAGCUUGCUCACUCGCUUCGCGUUCGUCUUCCGUGAAUUUGUGUUCUAAGAAUGAGUCACGAAUACGUUGCAGAUUAUUCGUUGUUCUUCUAAAAAGACAUUCCAAACAGCCCUAACCAGUCAUCUUAAGCUGUUCAUCCUGUCUUUAUCUCACUUCAGUCAAAAUUUGCCUUUUGAAGGAUUCGAAGAUUUAGCGCAAUUUGCGAUUUUGAUCAGCUUGACACAACAAAGGAAUUUCGUUCCACCGAGCCCGAGGCCUUAUUUUGUGAUACACUACACGGAGAGACUACGUGGAACUUUGCACUGGGAUUGAUACUUUUGGAGUUAGAUUUCACAUUCAUGCAGACAUAGCUGACAACAUGAAGGACGAAAUAGCCGCAGCAGUUGUAUUUCUGACGAGGAUCGUGAAGAGGAACACGAGCCUAACAGCUGAACAGUUGAGUAAAUUCUCAGAGAAGUUGGCAUUGACUCUUGUUGAGAAGUUCAGAAAUCACUGGUACGAAGACAAGCCCUCGAAAGGACAGGCGUAUCGCUGCAUUCGAGUCAGCCGAAACGAGCCCAGGGACAGUGUCAUCAGUAAGACUGCUAAAGACUGCGGGAUUCAUUACAAUCACCUCAACUUGCCUGCAGAAUUGACUCUUUGGGUCGAUCCUAUGGAAGUUAGUUGCAGAUUUGGAGAGAGGGGAACCGUUUGUGAAGUAGCUACAUUCAACCAACAAACGGACAACCGACCAUCAACUCCUGUGUCCUCAAACAAUGCCAACAAUCUCCAACAGGACAAUGACAAAAAUGCAAAUCAACUCGCCAUCAUUCCCUCCCAGCCUGCCAGCCCCAAUCCCGUCAUCAACGACAACCUCCGACCGAACGGCGGUCGCAAGACGAUGAACUCUCAGUUUGUUUUCAACAGGAAUGCAGCCAACACGCCCCGCGUCAUCCACCGCCCUCAGAACAAGGUGUGGGUCCGUCAACCCAAACAGGAACAAUACAGAUGGGUCAACAAGUCCGUGGCAGCCCGGGCAUAGCCCUCCCAUCCCCUCCUUCAAACUCUCAUUCCCUAUGGUGCAAAUUUUGUGACUCCCCUUCGGGCUCUCAUAUUUUUAAAACGUUUUUAUAGAUUUUUAAAAUAUUCUUCUUUUUGGUGCUUGUGAGAACUGAUGCUGCGUGGUUGAUUUGAUGUUGUUUUUGUAUCUUGGAAUAAGAGAUUAUGGAAUGGUGCUUAUGGCACUCAAUUCAUGUCUUUUUUCACAUUUUUUAUAUCAAUUUGUACAAUGUCAUGACAUCUUUCAAUAUGUGCAUUAGUCGUUUUUUUUUAAUCCUUUUUUAUGUUUUGUGAAUGUUGGUAACAGGUAUCGGACUCUGCCAUUCAUCUAAGCACUUUGUUAAGAAGAAAAAAAUAUGCUGUGAAUUUCCAGAAUGUGUGUUUUAUAAUGCCAAAGUACUGAAAUUCUGUAUAGACUAUGUCUGUUUGUCGGGUGUGACAUUUUUUUGUUGAAAUCAUGCCAAAGACAAUACAGACUUGUGUAAAAUAAUUGAAUCAU
Messenger RNA from Lytechinus variegatus (green sea urchin), 1560 nucleotides. RefSeq names its product protein BTG3-like. Bases 382 to 1044 code for a protein of 220 amino acids. Lineage: Eukaryota; Metazoa; Echinodermata; Echinoidea; Temnopleuroida; Toxopneustidae. Gene Ontology annotation, biological process: negative regulation of cell population proliferation; negative regulation of mitotic cell cycle. The record is from RefSeq and is a predicted model, not a curated record. Gene Ontology annotation, cellular component: cytoplasm; nucleus. The transcript has 2 exons.